AUGGAAACGUUGUUAAAUUAUCUGCAAAAAUAUGGAGAAGUAAUAUACAUUGUAUUCAAUGCAAACAAAGCAAAUCUCUCUGAAGAGAGGUAUGCCUACGUGAAAUAUCUCACUCGAGAAUCAGCACAGCAACUGAUAGACGACAUAGAGAAUAUGACAUCCGUAAACGGAGGUGUACCAGCUCAAGCAAUGAUGUCACGUAUAGAUGCUUCAACACGUUACGUUGACACCGCUAACAUUUAUGCCACAAAUCUGCCGGAUGAUAUGACUGAAGCGGAAGCGAUUCCAAUGUUUUCUUCAUUCGGAAAACUUAGGGAGGUUCAGCAACUGGGCACUGGCUUUUUCAUGAUCCAAUUUUCGAAUGAAUCGGAAGCGAUUAAAGCGGUAUUGGAGCUAAACGGGCAAGAAAUGUCUGGGAAAACAGUUGAAGUAUCUCACUAUGGUCGAGGGAGAAAUCCUAGAACGCCGAAUCCGGGAAAGAUCACUUUUCGACUAUAUAAUUUAAGACCUGAAGUUGAUAAUCAGGAGCUACAUAAGAUGUUCAAUUUCCUGGGAGAUAUAACGGCAAGAGUCGAAAGAAACGUGUAUGGUACUACACGCUGCAUGGGAUAUGUAAUGUUCGAAAGACCACAAUCGGACACUCCGUUUUUCAAUUCAUUCGCAGAUGAAAUGAACAGCGAUGGAUACAUGUUGUAUCAAAAAGCUGGAUUUUGUUACACAGAGUGUCGGUUCAAGGCUAGACCGUACUUCGAUGGUCAUUAUUCGAAGUUCUAUCCAUCUGCAAUGCCUCCACUCCUGAAUAGGUAUUACCAAUUGCCAUACAACUAUCGUCUUCUGUUUGGAGAUCCGUUGUAUCACAAGAAUGCGUCCGAAAAUAAAGAUGCAACAAAGUUCCUUCGUGCUUAUAAUGUCCACGUUUCGAAUAUCGGAAAUCUAACUGACAUGCAACUUGCCCAAUAUUUCGCAAACUACGGAGAAAUAAUUUUUGUGAUUGUGUUGAAGGAUGUAAACCCAUAUGGAAUUGUUAGUUUCACUAAUCUCCCACAAGCACAUACUGCAGUGGAGGACAUUACGAGAAGAAGGGCUGAUGGGCUCACUGUUUUCUAUGCAGAAAUAAUGGAUUGCUAUCAACUCCCUCAUUUCGACGAACAUGAACUUUUUAUGACGAGAAUCAGGAAAAGCCGCGCUGUGGAUCCAAAUUGCUCGAUAGAGAACACUUUUACGUAUCAAGGUACCAUAGAUCGGUACUAUCCGGAACAGCUUCCGGUAGAAGGAGAGAUUUCAAUAGAAGAAGUCUCAAAACGCAUGCAGGCUAGGGUCGCGGAACUUACCGAAGAGCUCAAUCGGGGAUUCGCCAGUUUUGAAGAAGACACACAAAAGGAUUCCGGUGCUACAGCGGUUGUGGAGACACCUAUCGCAUCUUGUUCUAUGUCCUCUGCAUCGUCAACUUCGGCACGUAGAGGAUCUAGUUCAACUACUCAAGAAUCUGAAACCUUCCAAACUUCACAAGUUGCCGAGGUACCUCCAGCUCGUAAUCCUCCGCAUUACAAUGUUCCGUCAGCCUUCAAAUGUACCCAACCCCCUUCGGUGGUGGAAGAAAGGAGAAACAGACCGCAAGAAAAGCAUCGACCUCACAUCAUCAAAUUGCUCGAAAAAUAUUUCUAUAAAAAGACGGACGAGGAGAGACUGGAUAUGCUAAACGCUGCUUACAAUAUUCCAAUGACCGAUCUUCCGAGAUUGCUCAAAGACGUUAACGCAUUUCGUCGCUUCUUCGUAGAACGUGGCAUAGAAUUAGCUCAACAAGCGGCAGAAGUUCAAGAAAGACAAGACGUCAAGCAAGCUGAACAAACCAAAAAACUCGCAAAUUCUCAACAAAAACCGAAGAAGAGGAAGAGGUAA
This is a messenger RNA of Caenorhabditis remanei, 1899 nucleotides long. RefSeq lists its product as uncharacterized. The record is from RefSeq and is a predicted model, not a curated record. Lineage: Eukaryota; Metazoa; Nematoda; Chromadorea; Rhabditida; Rhabditidae. The transcript is spliced from 6 exons. Gene Ontology annotation, molecular function: RNA binding. The coding region runs from base 1 to 1899 and encodes 632 amino acids. Gene Ontology annotation, cellular component: ribonucleoprotein complex.